Molecule: messenger RNA, 2220 nt
Organism: Tachysurus vachellii
Lineage: Eukaryota; Metazoa; Chordata; Actinopteri; Siluriformes; Bagridae
Gene: pdia6
Product: protein disulfide isomerase family A, member 6
Exons: 13
Coding region: 137-1465 (442 amino acids)
Biological process (GO): response to endoplasmic reticulum stress
Cellular component (GO): endoplasmic reticulum lumen
Molecular function (GO): protein disulfide isomerase activity; protein-disulfide reductase activity
Source: RefSeq, a predicted model, not a curated record
GUUUCGGAGAGCCAAUCAGCGCGGGCCACGGUAAGCUAUCGCUUGUGCUUUAUGUUCGUGUGCGCGGCGGUUCUGUAGCUUUUAGUGGAGCGGCUUUAAAUGUGUCAGUGCUGAGAACUGCGGUGUGAAAGUAACCAUGCGAGCUUUCUUAGGUGUGCUAGCGUGCUCCUUGACCGUCCUCUCUGUCCAUGGAUUCUACUCUGCCAGUGAUGAUGUGAUUGAACUCAAUCCUUCAAACUUCAACAGGGAAGUUCUGCAGAGUGAUGGUGUGUGGAUUGUGGAGUUUUACGCCCCCUGGUGUGGACACUGUCAGAGCUUAGUUCCAGAAUGGAAGAAAGCAGCCACAGCUUUGAAGGGUGUUGUUAAAGUGGGUGCUGUUGAUGCAGACCAACAUAAGUCACUGGGAGGCCAAUAUGGAGUUCGUGGUUUCCCCACCAUCAAGAUCUUUGGUGCUAACAAACAUAAGCCUGAGGAUUACCAAGGUGGACGCAGCAGUCAGGCGAUUGUUGAGGCCGCUCUGAACGCAGCACGAUCUCUAGUGAAAGACAGAUUGAGUGGAAAGUCUGGAGGUUCUGACUACAGCAGACAGAGUUCUGGUGGUAGCAGUGGUGGCAAUAAGAAAGAUGUGGUAGAGCUGACUGAUGAUAACUUUGACCGCAUGGUUUUGGAGAGCGGUGAUGUGUGGAUGGUGGAAUUCUUUGCACCAUGGUGUGGACACUGUAAAAAUCUUGAGCCUGAGUGGACGGCUGCAGCUACGCAGGUCAAAGAGCAGACCAAUGGUAGAGUGAAGCUGGGUGCUGUAGACGCUACUGUUCAUCAGGGUCUGGCAAGCCGCUACGGAAUCAGAGGAUUCCCUACCAUUAAGAUCUUUAAAAAAGGAGAGGAGCCAGAGGACUAUCAGGGUGGACGCACACGCUCAGACAUCAUUGCCCAUGCCCUGGACCUUUUCUCAGACAAUGCCCCUCCACCAGAACUACUAGAGAUUCUGAAUGAAGAUGUUUUGAAGAAGACUUGUGAGGACCAUCAGCUUUGUCUUAUUGGUGUUUUGCCUCAUAUUUUGGAUACAGGUGCAGCAGGCAGAAAUGCUUAUCUGGAAGUCAUGAUAAAGAUGGCUGAGAAAUACAAGAAGAAGAUGUGGGGCUGGCUGUGGGCUGAAUCUGGAGCUCAGAUGGAACUUGAGGCCUCUUUGGGGAUUGGUGGUUUCGGUUACCCAGCCCUGGCAGCUAUUAACGCACGUAAGAUGAAGUUUGCUCUUCUUAAAGGCUCAUUCAGUGAGACUGGAAUCCAUGAGUUCUUAAGGGAUCUCUCUGUUGGUCGUGGCUCCACAGCCACAAUAACAGGUGGGGCUUUACCCAAGAUCCACACUGUAGAAGCCUGGGAUGGAAAGGAUGGAGUCCUUCCUGUGGAGGAUGACAUUGACUUGAGUGAUGUGGAUCUGGAUGACCUGGAGAAGGACGAAUUAUGAGUUCAUAGGCUGUGCAAGGCUUAUCCAGUUUGAGCCUGUCUAUGAGCUGCCUCUCCUCUCCCAUGGAUGAGGGGAAAACUGGGACAUUAAGUUACUGAACACUCUUGAAACAGAAAUGUCUCACUUUUAACUUCUCUCCAAUUGUUUUGAAAUGAGGUAGAAUCAGGAUUUAAAAUAAUGGUUGCUUUAGCUUUGCCUGACAGGCCCUCCAACUGUUUGAUUGGUUAAGUGUUUUAUGUGCCGAUAACAAUGUUCGUCACUUCACCUUUCCCUGUCCAGUUGUACCUGCCGUACAUAUGUUCAAAUUAAGGUUUGUUCGCACUGUCCUCUCCCCAACCAAUUCCUCUCCCGUCCUGUGGUUUUCCAGUGACGUCCAUUCCUCAGUGAACAAUGACUAAAAACAGGACAGUCUUAGUAAUUAAUGGGGCAAGUAGCUGACAGGACAUUCACUGAGGACAUGAAACUACUCUGGGCUACCGGAUACAGUCAUGAGUGCUUUAUAUACUUUGUGCUGAUUUUAACCUGCUGUUUUCCCCUGUAGAAAGUUCUAUUCAUUUUCCCCUUUAAUGUGAUUCCUUUUUUUUUUUUUUUUUUUUUUUUUAGAAAGGGGAGAAGGAAGUGAGUCAGUACACAUCUGCUUUCCACUGUAAUUGUUCUAGGCAGGGAGUAAAGUUGGAACUGUGUAGAUUUUUCUUACACAAGUGUGUUUAAUGUUUUUGUUAUGAAAAAAAUAAAAAAGAACACAGUUAAAAUGA